This is a messenger RNA of Exophiala xenobiotica, 1866 nucleotides long. RefSeq lists its product as uncharacterized. Gene Ontology annotation, biological process: positive regulation of transcription by RNA polymerase II. Gene Ontology annotation, cellular component: nucleus. The transcript has a single exon. Bases 165 to 1547 code for a protein of 460 amino acids. Gene Ontology annotation, molecular function: DNA-binding transcription factor activity, RNA polymerase II-specific; zinc ion binding; transcription cis-regulatory region binding. The record is from RefSeq and is a predicted model, not a curated record. Lineage: Eukaryota; Fungi; Ascomycota; Eurotiomycetes; Chaetothyriales; Herpotrichiellaceae.
CAACCAGUCAACAUUGACGCGCAUGCAAUACCCACGCGUAUGGUAGUUGUAUCUUGAUGCCAGUAUCCCUCCAUGACGAGCGGACUGCGCAACCAAUGCAAACGCUUCUCUUUCAAUUCCCGUCUUGAUGUAGCCAAAAGAAAACUCCAUUACGCGACACACCUAUGCCACCCAAGAGAGUCCGUACCGUCGAGGGGUCAUGCUGGUCUUGCAAACAACGCCGCGUCAAAUGCGACCUCCAAAAGCCAUCCUGCGGCAAAUGCGUCGUCGCAGGCACGAAAUGCAACUACGACAGGAUCCUGAUCAAAUGGGACGCCCGGCCCAGCAAAGGCUCACCCGUCGGCAAUCAACUGUGCUUAUAUCACAACUCACUGCCCGGUUCAGGAGGGUAUAACCUAGCCAUCAAUGAACGGCGCGCCAUCGACUAUUUCCGCUCGCGAGUAUGGCCGCUGUUCUCGACCUCGGCACAGCCAUGUCCCGCCCCCAUCGCCAUGGCCAUGGCCGAUCGAUCAGUCCUUCUCGCAACAUGUGUCAUGGCGGACUCGCAUCGUGUCCUGUUUGACGGGCGAAACAGCAAAGAAAACGUGCACAACAAGCGCCUCCAUUGCCUGACCACGGUGCGAAAGCAGCUCGCCGACGCGGCUGGCAGUAAAGGCAUGCCGCUUUCUACCGUGCUUGUCGCGGUACUUCUCAUGUAUUUUUCCGACGGUUUCGUCGAAUGCAAUCAACCCUCUUCUUCGACGCUGAGCCAUCAUGCCGGCGCAAGAGCAAUCAUCGACUCUCUCGGCGGGUUACCCACGAUCAUGUCCGACGGCGAAAUGUCAAUGAAGAUGCUCCUAUCCGAAUUCGCCACAACAUCAUUAACAAACACCCUCCUUCACGGCACAGCUCCUUCAUUCCCGUCGCAUGUCUGGGAUAUGAUGGACACGAACGCCGUGUGGUGGGAAAACACACCUUCGGGAAUGGAGACCUUCUCAUCCAUUUUCCGCAAAAUGUCCGAGCUCGCCUUGUAUCAGGAUCUCGUCUCCAGUGGCCAGCAGGAAUUCUCCAUCGAAAGAAUCAAAGAAUUCGAAGCCGACCUCCGGCCCGGUUACGCUUCAAUCAGCCCCAUUGAGCUCACCGACCGCGAAGAUCUAGAGGACUCCAAACCCUUGGACCCAGACAUGGUCCCAUCCUCAGCACUACUACGCGCCUUCCAACAUUCAGCCAAUCUCUACCUCUACCGCGCCGUAUGCGGACUGCCAGCCAACCACUACGUGGUCCAACAACAUGCACAGGCUUGCCUCGAUUGUAUCAUGGGCAUGCCUCCACAGUCAAAGGCUCUCAACUGUUCUCUCUUCCCACUGCUGGUGGCGGGCGCUCACGCUGUCAUCGAAUCCUCUCAGCAGGCGAUCUUGCGGAAACUGGACCUUGUGUACGGCAAUCUCAAGUUCAACGCCGUCAAGUCGAUACGUUCGGCACUUGAGGAUCUCUGGAAGUCACCCCAGCAGUGCGGAUCAUGGUUUGAUAUGUUCGCCAGCCUAGAUCCGCAGGCCCUGGUGUUAUAAUAAAAGUCAUCAAAGACGAGGCGCCAAUGAUCUCUCUUGGACCAUGCCACUGGUGAUCGAGUCAUUCUCCAACCUCCAUGCACAGGUUUUGGUAUUAUGGAAACCUAGGAUAGCUACCGGUAGCAACCUCGGGAGAGCAUUGAGAGUCUAUUCGUCCUGGCGAUCUUUGAGGACUUUGAGAUGAUUUACGUUGUGUGUCUGGGAGGCAUUCAGGCUGUCACGAUCCGCCUGACCACGACCAUCUGGCGUUGACUACUAUCAAGGGCUUCACACGUCCGGGUUUCUAUCCUCUGCGUCAAUGGCUUCCUAGGUAAACGAU